CACAUUUCUUUAAAACAAAAAUCGAGCGACUGUUCGUAGUUUCCAUAAUUUUAAAAAUCAGAACAUCCAAAUAAAAUCAUUCAAAAUGCCCAUUCUGGCAGAGCUUGCAGGCGACGAAAACACCGGCGAAAAUUCGCGCACGUUUGUCUUCGAAGACGAAGGACAUACGCUGGGCAAUGUGCUCAAGGCCAUCAUUUGCAAAUAUCCGGACGUAAACUUCUGCGGCUACACCGUACCGCAUCCAGCCGAAAACAAGAUGCAUUUUCGAAUUCAGGCAGCCAGGAAUGUUCGUGCGAUCGAUAUACUAAAGCGAGGUCUGGAAGAUUUGGAACGGGUUUGUGAUCACACGAUUGAGACGUUUGAGGAGGCAGUGGCCACGCAUCAGUAGGACAGCUAGUUGAGAGUCGGUUUAUGGUAAUUUGGAUGUAAGUUUAAUGUAUUGUUGAAAUAAAUACC
Molecule: messenger RNA, 456 nt
Organism: Ochlerotatus camptorhynchus
Lineage: Eukaryota; Metazoa; Arthropoda; Insecta; Diptera; Culicidae
Gene: l(2)37Cg
Product: RNA polymerases I and III subunit AC2 l(2)37Cg
Exons: 3
Coding region: 86-388 (100 amino acids)
Biological process (GO): DNA-templated transcription
Cellular component (GO): RNA polymerase I complex; RNA polymerase III complex
Molecular function (GO): DNA binding; protein dimerization activity
Source: RefSeq, a predicted model, not a curated record